AUGGCCGUCAGCAACAUGUCGGCGUCUCUUCCGUCUCUCUACCUCCUCGUCUGCUUCCUUCAGGUUCUCACCCGAGGACAAGUGAUCCGGGCUCCUCAGCACCAGGUGUUCUUGAGGUCCAGGCGGGCCAACAUGUUCCUGCUGGAGGAGAUCCUGCAGGGGAACCUGGAGCGCGAGUGUCACGAGGAGACGUGCGACUACGAGGAGGCGCGCGAGUACUUCGAGGACAAGGACAAGGCGGUCGCUUUCUGGUCUGUUUACGUCGAUGGGGACCAGUGUGACUCCGCCCCCUGUCUCCACGGAGGGAACUGCACCGAUAGAGUGGGGGGGUUCAACUGCUCCUGCACGCCCCCCCACCACGGACUGGCCUGUGAACUAGAGCUCUCCGGAUGCCCGACCGAGGGGCCGACGGCGUGCCACCAGCUGUGCUCGCCGUCCUCUCGCUCCUUCAGCUGCUCCUGCGUGCCGGGAUUCAAACUACAGACCGACGGGCGGAGCUGCCUCCCCGAAGCGGCGUUCCCCUGCGGACGGCUUCCUGACGAGUUCAACGCCACGCCGUCCAGCGGUCCCUGGCAGGUGUCGCUGCUGAGCAGCGGAGGGCAGGAGCUGUGUGGCGGUGUGGUGCUGGGGCGCCGCUCUGUCCUGACCGCCGCCCGCUGCCUCCUGAUGGGCUCGCCAUCCGACCUCCGACCCUCCAACUUCGUCGUGGUCGCCGGCAACGAGAAGACGCUCAUCCCCGUCCGGGCGCUUUACGUCCACAAUGGUUUCCGUACAGAUCAACAAGACAACGAUCUCGCCCUCCUUGAGCUGGCCCACCCCCUUUCCUUCGGCCCCGCCGCCAUCCACCUUUGUCUGCCUGACAAGGACUUCAGCGAAAACAUCCUAAUGCAUUCUGGGAGGUCGGGCGUCACUACGAGCCGGGGCAGCGGGCGGACACAGGAACUAGUCUACAUGACGCUGGACGAGUGCCGCGUGCAGUCGAACGUCUCGCAUCCACUCAGUAACAAAAUGUUCUGCAUGAGGAGCCAGGAUGGACCUUCAGGGAACCAGAAUGGACCUUUAGGGAACCAGAGUGGACCUUUAAGGAACCUGAGCCAAGCCCAGGAGAGGCUAGUUGGACUCACAGUGGACCAGAACCAGAAUCCCGCCCACAAUGGGACAGAAAACUAUAACAAGUCAAAGAUUCAGAAUCAGCAGUCCUUAGAAUCUGACCGCCGUUCAAGGUCAGAGGUCAGCGCCCGGCGAUGCGGAGGCCUACCGCCGGGGACGGCGGUCGCCACGGUGGAACGAGGGACAGCGUUCCUGACGGGGCUGCUGAUGUCAUCGCCGUCCAGCUGCGACGGCCUGGUGUUCAGCAAACUGUCCCGUUACCUGAGCUGGAUCAGACCGAGGCUGGAGGCGGCCGAGGAUCACAUGACCACGCAGGUCCACCAGUAUCCUGAGCACCGCUGAAGGACCCGACAACCGCCAUCUUUAAAACUCUCUUAAAAUACUAAUUGUUGUAAAAUGAUGAAUCAGCCGUUAUGCUGACGAUGUUCUUCUCUUUGUUCAUAAUAAAUAUUUGAACAGAUAAAGAGUUC
Molecule: messenger RNA, 1580 nt
Organism: Cyclopterus lumpus (lumpfish)
Lineage: Eukaryota; Metazoa; Chordata; Actinopteri; Perciformes; Cyclopteridae
Gene: prozb
Product: protein Z, vitamin K-dependent plasma glycoprotein b
Exons: 8
Coding region: 1-1452 (483 amino acids)
Biological process (GO): blood coagulation; proteolysis
Cellular component (GO): extracellular region
Molecular function (GO): calcium ion binding; serine-type endopeptidase activity
Source: RefSeq, a predicted model, not a curated record